Dryobates pubescens (Downy woodpecker) is the source of this 2787-nucleotide messenger RNA. RefSeq names its product protein phosphatase, Mg2+/Mn2+ dependent 1F (gene PPM1F). The transcript has 7 exons. The coding region runs from base 90 to 1397 and encodes 435 amino acids. Gene Ontology annotation, molecular function: cation binding; protein serine/threonine phosphatase activity. Gene Ontology annotation, biological process: negative regulation of protein kinase activity; protein dephosphorylation. Gene Ontology annotation, cellular component: cytosol. The record is from RefSeq and is a predicted model, not a curated record. NCBI's taxonomy places the organism in Eukaryota, Metazoa, Chordata, Aves, Piciformes, Picidae.
CCCCGGCCUGCCUGUCGCCGCCCGUCCCCGCUCGCGGCGAGGCGAGGUGGCGGCAGCGGUCAGGCAGCGCGCCUCAGCGCGGCGCCGCUAUGGCGCUGGAGGUGGAGGCGUCCGGGGCUCCUCUGGCCUCUUUCCUGAGGGACUUCCCGUCUCCGCUGGGCCCGGGGGAGCCGCUGCCGUGGAGCUCGGCGGGGGCCGGUGCCCUGAGCAAGGCCGAAGUGCCGGGCGCGCUGGCCGAGCGGGCGAGGAGCCUCCUGACCAGCAGAGGUGUUGCACCACUUCUUGCAGCAUCAUUGAUCCAUGCUGCACUUGAUGAAGUUCUCCAAACAGACUUGACUGAAUUUCAACAGCAAAGUGUGGAAACAGAGGAAGAAGGAGAUGAGGAAAGGUUCACCUUGCUGGAUGGAGAGUCGUUGCAGCGCUGCUUCUUCAACAAGCUUCGGGAUGUUUGCUGUGAGUGGCAGAAGCAGCUGCCUCCACUAAGGCCACUGAGGAGGUUCCUGCUUGUUUCUGUCUACGCCAUCCGGAACACGCGGCGGAAAAUGGAGGACCGGCACGUUCUGCUCCCAGAGUUCAAUCAGCUCUUUGGUUUAGCAGAUGAAGUGGAUCGUGCUUACUUUGCAGUAUUUGAUGGCCAUGGUGGAGUGGAUGCUGCUGAUUAUUCAGCAACCCAUUUACAUGUAAAUGUUGGGCUGCACAAAGAGUUUGUUAAGAAUCCAGCUGAGGCCUUGAAAUGCUCUUUCCAGAAGACGGAUGAAAUGUUUCUUGUCAAAGCCAAAAGAGAGAAGCUGCGCAGUGGUACAACAGGUGUGUCUGCCUUGAUUGUAGGGAACAAGCUGCACAUAGCAUGGCUUGGGGACUCACAGGUCAUGCUUGUGCAGCAAGGAAAAGCUGUGACAUUAAUGGAACCUCACAAACCAGAACGAGAAGACGAGAGAGCACGGAUUGAAGCUCUGGGUGGUUGUGUGACCUAUAUGGACUGCUGGCGGGUUAAUGGCACCUUGGCUGUCUCUAGAGCAAUUGGGGAUGUAUGCCAGAAGCCCUAUAUCUCUGGUGAUGCAGAUGGAGAUUCAUUUGAUCUGACCGGCUCUGAAGAUUACUUGCUCCUAGCCUGCGAUGGAUUCUUUGAUGCUGUCAAGCCAUAUGAGGUUGUAGACUUGGUCCUAGAUCAUUUAAUGCAAACCAAAGGAGUGGGUCUUAAUGCAGCAGAAAGACUGGUGGCUGCUGCAAAGGAAAAUGGAUCCAGUGAUAACAUCACUGUUCUAGUGGUGUUCUUGAGGGAUCCUCAGGACAUCUUGGCAGGCUGUCUCAGAGACCCUAAGAGCCUUGAGGCUGGUGAUGGUGCUCGGAGUUCACCCUUUAAUUUCCUCAGCUGUGAGGCAGCAGCCACACAGUGACAAAAUCUGCUUAAAUGAGAAUGUUUAAGUAAGUUCGUGCCAGGAACUGCUUUACACUGAAGAAGCCUCUCAUACAUAGGCAAAAGGUGUCAGGAGAAGAGUGACAAAUGGACAAACAUUUGAGAGAAGGGCAAGACUCCUUUUGCUGAGUUCCCAUUUGUUUUUUCUCUUCCCUCCUUCCCUCCUCCUUUCAAAAACCACUGAGCAGACCUUGUACAGCUGUUUCAUCUCUGGGAGCAGACUUCUGAAAGUGUGCCCCAGGGCUGCUGGUCAUAUCCCUCUGCCCUGGAAGUGGCAAGAAACCUUACUGUGCAUAAGCUUAGUGGGUCAGAAAACCCACUUGUGAAUUCUGAGUGAGAAUUUCAAUUAGAAUCAUAGGAUUGUUAGGGUUGGAAGGAACCUCAAGGAUCAUCUAGUUCCAACCCCCUGCCAUGGGCAGGGACACCUCGCACUAGAUCAGGUUGCUCAGAGCCACAUCCAGCCUGGCCUUAAAAACCUCCAGGGAUGGGGCUUCCACCACCUGCCUGGGCAACCUGUUCCAGUGUCUUACCCCUGUUUAAAGAGAAUGCUGUAUGUGUAUUUUAUUGUGAGAUUAACUUUGGAGACUGGGAAGAGAGAAACUCUCACCAUCACAGAGGAGCUUGUUACUGUGUGGGGUCUAUAGGAACGAGCUUGGUGUGUGACUGGGGGUGACGCUGUUCUGUUCAGGGGUUCGCUUUUGUUUUGUACCAAAGAUGAGAUUCCAAGGGUGAUGUGGCUGCUUCAUUCAGAGGCAUUCAGCCUCAUGUGUGUGGAGAGGAGAAAACAAAACUGAAUGCUUAAAAAAAAAGGCCAGAAAGCUAACUGGAAAUAUCCCAGGCAAAAGGAUACAAAAUCAGGGGUUGCUCUGGUUUAUAAACUGGAAUCCAAUAUUUAACUGCACUGGAUUAUUUCUCCCUAACAAAUGCUUUAUUGGCUGUCUGUCAACCUGAAAAGAAAGGAACAUUAUUAUUGUAUUUGAAAGAUAUUUACAGUAUGUCUGCUGUAGCAGUUCAAUAUGCUCUGUUUCUGCCACUUUUUGGUGUAAAAAUUAGAAUUUUAUUCUGUGUUUAUUUCCUGAACUUUACAGUUGGAGGAAUUUCUCCCCCCUCCCCCCUCCUUUUUAUUUUCAGUGUUACUUUAUUUUUGUUGUGGUUCUUAUUUAAAUGAGAAUUUGAAGGUGGCUGUGUCGUCUUCUUAUCUGGUUUUAAAAACAGACUACCCUCAAGUGCCUUAAAUAUUUCACACAAGUAUUGUUGGCUUCCUGUUAUAUUCUGGCAAGCCAGUUUAUAGUGUUUUUCAAAUGUGACUUUUUAAAUGUCAUUAAUAUUAAAUGUUUCAUGCACUUAAAUCUUUUAUUUUGUGUGUGUGU